Cucurbitaria berberidis CBS 394.84 is the source of this 688-nucleotide messenger RNA. Its product is annotated as DUF543-domain-containing protein. The coding region runs from base 26 to 316 and encodes 96 amino acids. The transcript has 3 exons. Gene Ontology annotation, cellular component: mitochondrion; MICOS complex; mitochondrial inner membrane. The record is from RefSeq and is a predicted model, not a curated record. Lineage: Eukaryota; Fungi; Ascomycota; Dothideomycetes; Pleosporales; Cucurbitariaceae.
AAUUGCCCCGCUACAGACAGCAGCCAUGGCCGAAGAAACGCCCCAGCCCAUCGUUCCGAUCCCACGAACCACCCGUCCCUUGAGCGAAUCUCUCCUCAACGAGAAGUGGGACCGUUGCCUCUCGUCGAUGCUUAUCCGAUCAGGCCUUGGUGUCUCUUUCGGUAUCGUCUUCUCCGUCCUCCUCUUCAAGCGACGCGCGUGGCCCGCAUGGGUUGGUCUUGGUUUCGGUGCCGGACGAGCCUGGGAAGAGUGUGACAACUCAUUCAAGCGAGCGUCAGCACCCUCAAAAGACGGUCUCCGCAUCGUCCGGCCAUAAGCCACGCAAAACAGGCUAUGACGAGACAGCAAGAAGCUUUGGUGUAAUUCAAGUUUGGCGUGCGACAGCGCACUGUAUAGUAGGGCAUGGUAUAGAUCGUUUGGGCAAUUGUAUGCUGUACAUUUGACUUUUCUUCACAGUCUCCAUCUAUCUGUCCGACAGAACAUGUUGCGUCGAGAGCAUUGAUUGGCAGGUCAUGAUUAUCUUGAAGUACUUUCCAUUCAAGUCGUUGUACAGCUUUCGAACACUUAUUACUCUAUAUUUCUUUUCCCCUUUAACUACUCUACGCAUGUAAACGUAGCCUUCCACCUCCCGCCAGCGAGACCCGCUACAACAACAUGCGCAGAAUCAGCCUGCACAACCUCCACCGUA